AUGAUUUUCUUCCUAUUUGUGAGCGAUUUUCAUUACCCAGCGAACAAUUGUUCUUUUAGAAGUAAUGGUCAACAAGGAAUUAUUAAAUAUUAUAUUGACCAGAAACAUGUAUCUAAUUUUUCCGAAUAUUUCAACAAGGGUCCACCAAGCAGUAAAUGGCAAAUAUUGACGGGUUCUUUUUGUCCAAAAAAAACAGGAACUUACACAAUUAUUGGUCUUGUUUAUGCAAAUAUAAGAGCACAAUUCAAUUUUUCGGAUGUUUACGCAAAAGAUGGAAGAUCUGGUUUUAAUACAUAUACUAAAAAGUACUUAGAUCAGUAUUUAUAUGCGAAUAGAUGUUAUCCAUUGAUGAUAGCAGGAAAUGUUGGAGCUGGUCACCCUCCUCAAGUUCAGGCAACAAUUGAUAAUUAUGAUGAUAUCAUUGAUACUUCAAAUAGUGUUUUAAUUGAUUGUAUGACAGAUGAUUGUUUACCAGGAUAUUAUACAGAUACAUGUUCUCAAGUAAGUGAUUCGUAUUGUAACGAGAAUGGAAUUCCAGAAUAUGGAAGAGACUCAGAUGGACUCGGCUGUUACUGUGAUAGUUUCACCGACAACAUGUUUUGUGAAGAUACAUCAAAGUACUAUUUUGAUGAAGGAAAACGAGGAAUUUCUUAUAUCUCAAAAUACACAGAUAGUUUCAUAUCGAAUAGAACAGUUUUAUCUAACUUUGAUGAUAUAGAAAUGAGUGAAUCAUAUACAACUGUUACAUUAGAGUCGGUUUUGUAUGUGCCACAGAAUACAUAUUUGCAGUUCUUGUUGCAGUCUAAGCCAUUCAGCAGUCUAUAUAUCGAUGGCGAACUCGUUUCAGGAAGUUCUCUGUCUGAUCAAUACUCUUGUGAUGAAACACCAGAUGAGACAUAUCUCGAGAGUCCGAAGACAUAUUUCACUCGAGGUAAUCACAACAUCAAGAUCGUGAUGCUUCCAGGAUGUGCAAUCCAUGACCAAACGAUCGACCUCAAGUGGAAAUUCUAUCGCCUUCACAGGAACGCAGAUCCUGAUUCAUUUGACUAUGAAUCAAUUCCCGAAAGAUAUCUUGGAAUCCCUCAAUAA
Messenger RNA from Trichomonas vaginalis G3, 1089 nucleotides. RefSeq lists its product as uncharacterized. NCBI's taxonomy places the organism in Eukaryota, Parabasalia, Trichomonadida, Trichomonadidae. The transcript has a single exon. The record is from RefSeq and is a predicted model, not a curated record. Bases 1 to 1089 code for a protein of 362 amino acids.